This is a messenger RNA of Gopherus evgoodei (Goodes thornscrub tortoise), 5086 nucleotides long. RefSeq names its product dolichyldiphosphatase 1 (gene DOLPP1). The transcript has 8 exons. The record is from RefSeq and is a predicted model, not a curated record. Gene Ontology annotation, cellular component: intracellular membrane-bounded organelle; endoplasmic reticulum membrane. Bases 22 to 738 code for a protein of 238 amino acids. Gene Ontology annotation, molecular function: dolichyldiphosphatase activity. Gene Ontology annotation, biological process: lipid biosynthetic process; protein N-linked glycosylation. NCBI's taxonomy places the organism in Eukaryota, Metazoa, Chordata, Testudines, Testudinidae.
CCGACCCGGUAUCCGGGUAAAAUGGCCGCAAUCGGAGAGUGCUCGCUCCCUGCUCCCUGGCGGCCGGUGUCUCUCACCCAUGUCGAGUAUCUUGCAGGUGAUUUCUCUGGUCAGCUCUUAGCCUACUUGAGUCUCUGUCCAAUUUUCAUCAUAGUCGGCUUUGUUACACUCAUCAUAUUCAAGAGAGAGCUUCAUACGAUAUCUUUCUUAGGGGGGCUGGCAUUCAACGAAGGAGUGAACUGGCUAAUAAAGAAUAUUAUCCGUGAGCCACGGCCCUGUGAAGAAGCCCAUUCAACGGUGACUACAAAAUAUGGGAUGCCAUCCAGUCACUCUCAGUUCAUGUGGUUUUUCUCUGUUUACUCGUUCCUGUUCCUUUAUUUAAGAAUGCACCAAACAAACAAUGCCAGGUUUCUGGAUUUACUGUGGCGACACGUCCUAUCCAUCUGCCUUGUCACAGUGGCCUUUCUAGUCUCAUAUAGUAGGGUCUAUCUGCUCUACCACACCUGGAGCCAGGUCUUAUACGGAGGUGUUGCAGGAAGCAUCAUGGCCAUAGCCUGGUUCGUGUUCACGCAGGAGAUCCUAACUCCUUUGUUCCCAAGGAUAGCUGCAUGGCCAGCUUCAGAGUUCUUUUUAAUCAGGGAUACCAGCCUCAUUCCCAACAUCCUGUGGUUUGAAUACACAGUCACCAGAGCAGAGGCAAGAAACAGACAGCGCAAGCUAGGUACGAAGCUCCAGUGACUCAAGACAUGGGAACAGAAUGCAGGAAUUAAUGGAGAAGGAGAAGAGUAGAGACCUGUACAGACCUGGAAGCAGCAAGGAGUCUUCACAGAUGGACCAAAGGAACAGGCAGGGACCAUACUCAAAGCCUGGAGGCCUUUGCUCUGGCUUUUGCAGCUAGCUGGAUGCUCCCUGAUGCAUGUGGGACCGUGAAGGAGCAGAACCUCAUUUAUAACACAAAUGCACAUUGCCAGUUGGAAUGUACCAUCAUGUCUGAGUUGCGGGAAGGGGGAGAAAAUACCUGAUGGCUUGUUUGGGGGAGGGAGAACCAAAAAAAAAAAAUCAUUUGUGACAUUUUUUUGCAGCAUGAAAUAUACACACUAUUUAUUUAUUUUUUUUAAUUGAACUAUUAUUUUUGGGGUGGAUGAUGCAUUGAUUGUGUAUUUGGAAGAAGACAAAACCAAAAUUAGGUCUUGCCUAAUUUAGGGGUUUGAAUUUGUGGGGGAUGUAGGGUGACUUAGGCAGGAGGGGAAGUGUUAUUUCUUUCCUUUCUGCAACAGUUGGGAGAGCAAAAUCAAUUCCUGCUGCACUUUGUAAGGAUAUAAAGAAACUACUAAAGAUUUGCUUUUAAACACUAGUGACAUUCCUGUGCGCAAGCCUUCACGGAUACCACUGAGGGGGAGGAAGGGGUUAAAACACAGAGGAAAACCUAAAAUCUACUUUUUUUUUUUUUCCCCCACUGCUGCUCCUGUUGUGUAUUUAGCCAGGUGGUUUUACCCGGGCCCUCUUCUUUUUCGGUGUCAGUAACUUGAUAUACACAUUACAACUAUCCCUCCACUCCCUCCUCCUUUUGUACUUUUAUGAUCCCAGAGCUGCUGGGACCUCUACAGUUUCUGUUGCUGAACUUAAGCCAGACUCUGUUAUUGAUUAAGGACACCACUAUUAAGUUGAAAUAACUGCUAGUUAAGGCACAACCUCAUGCUUUUAAGGAUUACCCCAAAGUCAUUUUUAAAAAAAGCUUUUACUGAUAUUAAAAGUUUAUAUGAUCAGUCUCUGCCCUAAACCCUCUUUCUGAUAAUGAAUCUUCCCAUUGAGCUUUUCAGCCAUCAGUAAACUUUUUAUUUUUAUAAAAAGUUGAUGAGUGCUGAUGCCUGGCUUUAGCACUGCAUGAAUUACUUUUGGACAGCCCAGUUAGAUUCAAACACAGGUUACUGCUGAAACGAGGCAGUACGUUUUAACCCUGGCAAACAUUUCCAUGGGUCAUGCUGAUUUGUUUUGGAUUCUGCAGUAGUCAAGACUAUUGCUAAAGUCUGCAGCUGCUCCCUGGAAUGCAUAACUCCUAAGGGAUCUUGCCCUUAUACUGUAAGGACUUUAAUUUCUCCUUCCUUUUUCAUUUUGACUGUUUUUUCAAGUGAUGAACUUCCUUAGUGUGGAGUUCUGGACAGUAAGUUCUGCUGCUAGAUGCUUGGGUACCAUUUCCCUGUGAUAGGAUAUCUGACAGCCUCUUCAACCCUGCCAGUACUUGGAUCCUCUGCAAUAGGCUGAUAAAUAUUUUAAGAAGACUAUAUUAACAGUGAGUCAGCAGUGCAUCCUGAAUGUACUUCAUGGCUGUGCAAAGACUGUUCCAUUGCACUUUUUAGCCUGUAAUCAAGACAUUACAAUGAAGUUCAGCAACAAGGUGGAGAGAUUCACGGUACAAUUGGCUUGAAGUUUUAUAACAGGGAAGGCCAGAGCAAGUACAGCUACCAAGCUGUGUCAAAGAGGAGGACAUUAGCAUCUGUCUGAUACCAUCACCUGUACAGAGGGAUAGUGACUAUGCAUACCCAUCUAUGUCUUAUUGCAUGUUUUACUAGCUUCCAUUAAAAAAGCUACUGAGGCUUCACAGAAAACUCAUUGGUAUGUACUGAUGCAAGAUGUGAUUUUGCUCAUAUCUGAUCAUCUCUGUAUUUUUCUGCCACCUUAAUUUGAAAACAGCAUUUUAAAGAUUUCAUCUACUCCUCUUGCCAUGAUAUAUGUGUGUGUGAGUGUGAAUGUUAUGAAUUGGUUGCUAUAGAACCUGGUCUAUCUCAAUCCCAGAAUUUGGCCCAGGAAGAGUGUCCUUUUAAUGUGAUUAAGAAUGAAAACCUUUUAACACAUACUUGUUCUAAACUGAAUAUCUUUCUCUGUAGCAGCAGGUUUUAUUUUUUUUAAACUAAGGAUUAGGGGAAUUUUAGUCUAUUACAAUAAAUUUCUCUAACUGAGCACUCAUUGGAGUGAUCUAAUAUGAAUUCUCCACACUGAGAUUUCUAGUGCAUUUGCACAUAAAACAAUAGCACUCUCUUAUUUCUCAUAAAAGCACUUUGGUUGGGCUAAUCUCCCUCUCUUUUUGAGCUGUGGGCUGUGACUUUAAUAGGCAUUAGCUCAGGCCCAUAACCAUUUCAUUAAAAUAGGCCGCAGGGAGGUGAGAGAGAGGGGAAAGGAAGUGCAAGGAUCUAAGUUAGCUAGAUAAUAGGGUAGUGUACCAGCAUGGAAUGCAGUACUAAUUGGUUCUUUAUCUUCUAACCACCAAGUAAAUAAGAUUUACCACCAUUCUUCUCCCUCACUUUUUUUUUUUUUAAAGUGGUGUGGGGGGGGGGGCGGGCAGUUGAGUCAUUUUCCCAAAGAUGAGGCAAAAAAUGUAAAUUGCUUCAAAUUUAAUUAACACAUCCCUCAGCUCUUCCAGAGAGCCUGUCAUCCUAGAGAAGUGGAAAAGUCACCUUAAAAACUACGUUUACUUUAUUUUCUAAUGAUUAACAUACUGUGUGGCUAUGGCAGUGUUUGUCUACAGUGCAUUAAACCCUACAACUUCAUAGAACCAUCAAGCCAGUGCUCUGCAACCUGCGAUUAGGGAGAGAGCCGUAUACUUCUCUAGCACAGUUCCUGCCAUCUGCUUUCUCUGGCUAUUUAUACUAUGGCUGUUAUGGCACCAUAGCUGUGGUGCUGCAACUCUAGCAUAGAUUCAGACUACAGCAAGGGAAGGAUUUUUUCUGAUUGCUAUAGGAACUCCACCUAAAUGACUGAUAGGCACAUUCUUCCAUUUUUCUAGCUGCGUCUACAGAAGGUGUUAAGUCACCAUAGCUACGGUUCUCAUUGGUGUGGAUUUUUCAUAGGCCUGUAUGCUGUAGCUAUAUUGAUGUAAGAUUUAAAUGUAGACUGGGUUUCGGUCUGCUUUCUUUUUCCAUCCCUGAGAGCACUGCACAUUGUUUGACAUAGCAGUAAAUGCCUAGAAAGGGCCCUUGUACAUUCUUGGCCAAGUUGAGCAGCCUAGGCGAUAAGAGAAACUUCAGCUAGAAGCUGACAACUUGUCGGUACAUAGCCUCUUGCCUUUAGCUAGGUGGAUUGAAAAGGAGCAAGGAAGAUAGAUGACUGCCCUGAGAGAACUAAUCCUUGCUUUCUAAGUACCUGAUCUCUUGCUCUUCUCCCUUACCAUGGAAGAUGAUAAAUUCCUAUGCGACCUAUUGGUCUGUGACUCUCAAUGAACAUCCUUAGGUAAAGAUCAUCAUCAAACUUACACCUAGGGCAUUUUCUGCAUAGAAUCAACCCUGCUGGCAACAUUUAUACUUUCAUUAUUUAUGUUGGAAGAACAUCACCAAUCCUUGCAGGACACUGAUUACAUUAUCAAAAAAAACAUUUAAUGCAUUUAACUGGCAGAGCAUGCAAAAUCACUGGCUGUGCUAUCAACCACACCUCUGCUCCAAGAGUUUAGUUGUACAUUAUAAAUCUACAUAUUUCCCUAAUUAUUCAGUAAAUCAGUAGUUUCUUCAUAACUUUUACAUAGCCUUUAAGAUCAUGGACACUUCUUGGGCAAGUGACCAGCUAAUAAAGAGUAAACAAACAAAUCUGGCACUCACAAUAACCGGUCACAGCAAGAGAAAAAACACUUUUAAAAGAGAAAACCCUGUAAACAGUUGUAAUGUAAUAUAGCAGCUCCCCUGUUAAUUCUGAAGAGAGAAUGCACAAGCUGGAUCUUUUGUGUUUCCCUAUGUAUGGCACGUAAAGACCUCAGCUCCACAGCUGGAGAAAUGCCACUGAAGCCAAUGCAAUCUCCAGCUUUAGAUCUGACUUAAGAAUAAAAUCAGACCCAUCCCCUGUGUUUUCCAUUAUUAGCAGAGUGCACUUCCAUCUCAUCCUUUUCAGUGGGCACUCGCCUUUGAAUGAUUGUCUCUCUUAUUGAAGGGGGGAAAGAGAGAAUUCUUAGUUUCUCAAAUUAGCCUUGUAAUAAGAAGACAUGCCAAUAUGUAGCGAUACCGUGGUUGAAGGCACUUGGUCUUUGGCCCCCUGGCCACAGACCACAGUAGGGUAACCUCAGUUAUCAGCAGGCAUUAUAUUGACUUAUUACAUACAGGGAGGG